Messenger RNA from Ceratina calcarata, 2866 nucleotides. It is a transcript of the gene Scgalpha, whose product is annotated as sarcoglycan alpha. The coding region runs from base 1397 to 2665 and encodes 422 amino acids. Gene Ontology annotation, molecular function: calcium ion binding. Lineage: Eukaryota; Metazoa; Arthropoda; Insecta; Hymenoptera; Apidae. Gene Ontology annotation, cellular component: sarcoglycan complex; membrane. The record is from RefSeq and is a predicted model, not a curated record. The transcript has 10 exons.
AUAUCCCUCUAUCGGCCGCAGCGAAACCACGCCUACUGCAGACGUCAAUAGGCAGUGCCGUGCACAGAGAAAACGCAAACGCCGACGGUGAACCGAGCCACGUCGGGCCCCGACCGUGUAAAACACUUUUCGAGCCCGUCGCUCGCAUACGAAAUCGUCGACGAUGACCGACCACCACACCCGUCGUUCGGGACCGAUCGGCGGCGAUUCGAUCAUUCGACAAAUUACGCUCUAUUAUUGUUCUUUUUCGUUCAUCGACGAGAAAACUACGGAACCCGACGAAAGAUCUACUACGUAGGAUUUCCAUCCUAUUCCUGUUCUUCACGCGCUUUGGGUAUUUCCUGAACCGCCGCGGUUCACCGCAUCGUGUUACAGCGCUUCGGAGAAACCGCGUUUACCCUUGGAACCUCGCGAAAAAACUGGUCGGACCCCCCAGUUCCGGUUCUUGAUCUCGCGAGUCCCCGCGAUCCAGACUGCGCGCGGAGCAACCGGUUUAUUCGAAUAUCUUCUCACGAUUUGCAACAGCUUUCUUCGGUUCUACGGAUUUAUGAGUCGAGGGAACACCUCCGUCAGUCCUCUGUAUCUACUACUUCUACUAGAUCGUUUGCUUCGAGUUUGCCUUCCUGUAACUGCGACGAUUUCGCGGAAUCGAUAAAGACAGAACGUAUAGACAGGUUCGUCUGGUCGCGACGCCUGGCCGUUACAUUUAUUAUUACAGAAAAUAAAAUAGUUCAACCAGUUGAAAACGAUGAACGGCACACGGAAGUUCAGUUGAGAUAAGGGUACGCGCGUGAGCGGCACUCUGUGUCCACACCGGAAAUCUCUAAUUCGAUAACACCGCGCGACUGGAAAGAACCCGUGGUGGUCGCCGUGGAACGAGAACCGUGUCAGAUAUUAGUUCUCGUACCACCGGAUGUUAUUGAGAAACGUCGAAACGUUAAAAGGAUCGACAAACAGAACGUACGCUCCUGAGGAUAGUCGUCGGAAACGAUGUUCCAGCUGCGCAUGAGAAGGGCGAAACGCACGCGCUCUUACGCUCCGUUUACGCUUCUACACCUACACCUUUAUUUUUCGUUUCCGUUUCCUCCUUUUUGGCGAACUCGGAUCGCGACCCGAUUGCACGGCAAACGGUAAAUCGAACCGCGAUAGUCGCAGCGACGACGCGUUCAACCGCGCCACGGACUGGCAUACGAACGUGUGGGCGAGGAAAAGAUAAAAGAGGAGACGAGCUUCGGUCAAUUAUCACACGGUGCGAACCAACAAUUAUUAUCAUUCGAUACCGAAGUCGGGCGGGGAGAGAGAGAGAGCUGAUGUGCGUGCGGAUCGUCGUGCUUGCAUUCGCGUGAACCUACUCGCCGGUGCGCGUUCGUCCGACUCGCCUCCCGAUAAAACGAUCAUGCUACGGCACGUGGUAGCGGCGUUAACGUUAGCGGCCUUCGCCAGCGCCGAGAGCGUCUUAAUGACCGAGGUGUUCGUCAUUCCGAUCAGGCCAGAGACUUUCGACUGGAUCAGCGACGCGCGAUCCGAUCAAUUCUCGUAUCAACCCUCGCUGCUGAACGCGCCCGACCUCCCCUCGUGGAUCCACUACACGUACAGCAAAAGGGAUCACCAUGGUUUCCUCUACGGUGUCCCGCCGAAAGACCAGAAAUACUUCCAGCUGGAGAUCGUGGGCCUGAACAGACACACCUACGAAACCAGAUACAAGGUCCUGGACAUGACCGUCCUCGAGAAGGAGAACCUGACAAAGUACGAGGUUCAUUUAAAGAUCGAUAAUCUAAACGUGGAGGACAUGUUCGACCGCAACAGAACCGAGAAGCUCCUCGAUAUAUUUAGAAGGAGGCUGUGGAGAGAAGCGACGGACCUUUACAUCACUUUCCUAGCAUCCGCAGUCGAGCUCGGUGCUCGACUGCCUCUGAAACCGAGCGAGGGCGAGGGAGUCGUGAUAAGGCUGGGGAGUUCGGCGCCGUUCUCGCAAGAAUUGAACGAGCUUCAGGAAGAGGUGAAGCCGUUGUGGAAGCUGAAGUCGUGUCCCAGAGACUUCAAGCGCACCAGCGUCGAGAGGCUCUUCAGGGAAGCGGAGUUCACCUUGGAUUGGUGCUCCUUCAGACUGAUGGAACAGGAGCAGCAAGGUCUGCAGCACGAGAGCGCGAGGCGAGGGCCGAGCAUGAACGUGUUCGGUUUACCAGCGUCGGAGAUCUCGGAGCACACGGAGUGGCGUUGGGCCAGGUCGACGAAGGCCAGCAUUCCCACCCGGAGUUAUUUCAAGGAAAUCGUCACGACGAUCUUCGUCCCGACGAGCCUGCUUCUCGCGCUGGCCGCAUUGCUGAGCACCGUGUUGUGUUUGAAUCACGAGAAAAUGAACGAUCCCGAGUCCGAAGAGUAUUUCUACGAGUUAUUUAAUAUGUUUCUCGGGCAGAGAAGAACCAGUGAGAAAAGGGAGACGUCGAUGGGAGAAGGAGUCAGCAAGAAUAAUAUCCAGAUGGUUCAGUACGCUGCUAUCGAAAAGGGGACUUUGAAAUCGCUCUCGGCUCAGCCUUCUAGUCCGAACGAUUCUUUGCUACGAAGUCCCGGGACGUCGAACGAACGUUGCAAUCCGUACAUUCGACCCAACCCACCGCCGUACAUGGGACAGACUAAUCUAGGCGGUAUUCGAGCGGAUUUCUGACUACACGAGGAGCCAGAGAAAACGUGGUUUUGCUGAGAACGAUAUCGAAACUGUCAAAGAUAAUCGCAAAAUCAUCGGAACUGGCUCCGAUAGCAUUUCGUACGCACCUUUAAUUACAACGCUUCCGCUGCUACUUAAUUAUAUACAUAUCUUCUAUUAAAUUAUACAUGUAAAUUAUACGUAGUUUAUUUAAUAAAUGAA